Molecule: messenger RNA, 714 nt
Organism: Psilocybe cubensis
Lineage: Eukaryota; Fungi; Basidiomycota; Agaricomycetes; Agaricales; Agrocybaceae
Exons: 5
Coding region: 1-714 (237 amino acids)
Source: RefSeq, a predicted model, not a curated record
AUGACCACCGAGGCAAAUCCGACACCUUUGCUCACCAUCACGCCCUUGAAGCCGUCUGAGAUACCUCCAGAGGAAAGGAUAAUUGCUGAAGGAAAGACAUUGAUAGAGUCGUCGGUGUCGUGGAAAGCCGGAAAAACAUACUUCGACGUCGUCAAGACCAGCACUCGUGGCAAACUUGCAGGCGACGGCGCUCCUUGGCAUUGCCGUUACAGUGUGCACAAACCAGACGAAAUCACUUUCGAUCAGCUUUGGGAAAAACUAUCCCGUAACAAGGCGGAAAAUGAGCUACAGUUUAUACAUGAAAUUCAGAAAGUCAACAAAAUAAAAGAACUGUCUCCGACUGCCUCCAUUUGGACACUCUACUAUACCUUCCUCCCACCAGUUUCACCUCGCGUUUUUACUGUGGUUCAGGUUGUCCAUCUCUCUGAAGAGAAACCACGAACAGGGUUGAUCGUAUCUCUUUCCAUUGAUUUAACGUCUAAAGGUGAUGAAGAACUCCACCUCCUCGAAGAAAAAGGUACCAAGGGUCGCUAUGUUAGCGUUGAGAGAGUCAUGGAGCUGGAAGACGGUACUACGGAAUGGCGUAUGGCUACAUCCAGUACCCCAGGUGGCAACAUUCCCAACUUCCUCGUUGAGAGCACUAUGGCUAAGAAAAUUGCCUCAGAUGUGCCGCAGUUCAUCAAAUGGUUCCAAAAAUCAACAUCAAAGAAGUAA